UUCUCUAAUUCCCUUUAGCUGUAUAAUCCAAAUCCACACAGGACUUAACCAAUCAUUGUCAUACAUAUUAAUAUUUUUUAUAGUGCCAAAUUCAGAUUUUUAUUUCUUACACCACAUAUAGCAAUAACAACGAUAACAAAAAAAAGCGUUGUUGUUGCUUAGAUUAUUCUUCUCAAACGAUCGAAGAAAAUUCAGAAUGGGGAAUACGUUCUGUUUAUUCUGCGGAUGCGUCGAACAGUCUAGCGUCGGUGUUGUUGAACAGUGGGGUCGUUUUCACCGAUUGGCUCAACCUGGUUUCCAGUUCUUCAACCCCCUCGCCGGUGAAUGUCUCGCCGGUAUUCUCUCCACUCGUAUCGCCUCCCUCGACGUCAAAAUCGAAACCAAAACCAAGGAUAAUGUUUUUGUGCAGUUGUUGUGUUCGAUUCAAUACCGCGUGGUUAAGGAAAAUGCUGAUGAUGCUUUUUAUGAGUUGCAAAACCCUCAGGAACAGAUUCAGGCUUAUGUUUUUGAUGUGGCUCGCGCUAUUGUUCCGAAGAUGAAUUUGGAUGAGUUGUUUGAGCAAAAAGGUGAGGUUACCAGAUGUGUGUUGGAGGAACUUGAAAAGGUGAUGGGAGAAUAUGGAUAUAGCAUAGAACACAUACUGAUGGUCGAUAUUAUACCCGAUCCUUCGGUGCGGAGGGCAAUGAAUGAGAUUAAUGCAGCUCAAAGGAUGCUACGCGCUAGUGAAUUCAAAGGAGAAGCUGAAAAGGUGCUUAUAGUUAAAAAGGCAGAAGCAGAAGCUGAAUCAAAGUACUUAGGCGGGGUUGGUGUGGCAAGACAGCGACAAGCUAUCACGGAUGGAUUAAGAGAGAACAUCUUGCAAUUCUCUACCAAGGUAGAAGGAACCUCGGCAAAGGAAGUGAUGGAUCUUAUCAUGAUUACUCAGUACUUUGACACAAUCAGAGACCUUGGGAACUCUUCAAAGAAUACCACAGUUUUUAUACCUCAUGGACCUGGCCAUGUUAGGGAUAUCUCUAAUCAAAUUCGCAAUGGAAUGAUGGAAGCAUCAUGUGCUCAAGUAACUGAUGUUGAUGAGUAAAUUUGUAAAAUUGCCUUUUAUCACACAUAUAGUACUACAGAUGAUAUUAAUGUUUGGAUAUAUAAUAUGUUUCUGUUGGAUUUUAAGUACAAUUUUGAAAAGUUAUAAGUUGUAAUUAAGUUGGUUGUGUUGUUCUAUACAAUCUCUGCAGCCAUGCUAUACAUUCCUUGAGUGAUUUUGUAAAAUUGUCUUUUGUCAAA
Lathyrus oleraceus (garden pea) is the source of this 1278-nucleotide messenger RNA. Its product is annotated as hypersensitive-induced response protein 4. Bases 197 to 1078 code for a protein of 293 amino acids. Lineage: Eukaryota; Viridiplantae; Streptophyta; Magnoliopsida; Fabales; Fabaceae. The record is from RefSeq and is a predicted model, not a curated record. The transcript is spliced from 5 exons.